UAAACCGACGGCAAGACGAGUGCCUUGGCCUAGAUACAGACAACAAAUGUGUAUAUAAAUAGCUCAGAAAGGACAAACACGUUUGUUUAUUGUUCCUGAUAGCGCCCUUCUCCUAACGUCGGUAGCCACUGGACUGUAAAGCUUGCCAGAGUUCGUCCUUAGCAGUGAUGUCUCUGCCUCCAGAGAAAGUUUCCGAGCUGAAGCAAAUCAUUCACAACCAUCUGCUCAAGAGUGGUAUACGUGGGAAGAUCCGAGAGGUGCUGGCUGAAAAUGUGAAGGAUGAUCAAGGGCGAUCGCAUCAAUCUCUGUCUGAGGCCGAUUUUUUAAGUGCUCUGCAGAACAGGGGUAUCAUAGAUGAUGUAAUGAAGGACCUACGAUUUAACCAGGAGGCAAUCAUGGAUGAAAAAAAAGGAUCUCCUCCCAAGCGUGCUUCUGACUUUAUUGACAAAGAAAUCACUCAGCUGAAGAAAUCCAAUAUUGAUCCAUCAAGACGUUACCUGUAUCUGCAAGUACUUGGUGGUAAGGCCUUUCUGGAGCACCUCCAGGAGCCUGAGCCUUUACCAGGUCAAGUGUGUUCAACAUUUACACUCUACGUGCACUUCCGCAACCAGAGGUUUCACUCAAAGCCAGUGCCCUGUGCCUGUGAACCAAACCUCGAGGAGGGCUUACUCUUCGAGAUUCAUAGAGAUGGAAUAGGAGAAAGCAAUAAAAUGGCAGAUGCAACUACCUUGCUGUCAGUGAGUGACCCGGUUCACUUGGUGCUGAUCAAAACAGACACCUCCAGUGAGACAACGCUGGUCUCAUCCUACUUCCUGGACUGGAGGAUAGUCCUCGGCGCACCCAGUGGAAAGACCUGCUUUGCUGUAGAGAUGAUGGGUGUUGGCAGUGAAUCUAAAGUCCCAGCUGGUGUUCUGACAGUCAGUCUGGAGCUUUACCCAAUUCUCACAGAGACUCUGAGCACUGACAUCAUCAGCACACAGCAAUCCCUGGAAAGAAAGAAGACAGCAGAGAAGGAGAGACUCUUCCUGGUUUAUGCCAAACAGUGGUGGAGGGAGUUCCUUGAGAUACGACCGUCGCACCAAUCCAAAAUGGUCAAGAUAUUUGCGCAGGAUGAAAAUGGCGUCAACCAACCAGUGUGUUCCUAUGUGCGUGUCCUCCGGGUGGGCCGGCUGCUGGAGAGUCCUCGACAGGCAGCCCGUUUCGUCAGCUUGCUGGCCCAUGAGAAGGCUCCUGUGGUUGGAGGGGGCGGGCAGGAGCAAUGGUGCACAUUAAUGGCUUUCCUAUGCAGACGGAAGGGGGAUUGUGAAGACCACGCCACCCUGCUGUGCAGCCUCCUGCUUGGCUUUGGUUUGGAUGCAUAUGUGUGUGUAGGCACCAAAGCAAAGGGAGUGCCACACACCUGGGUCCUGACUCGCGGUACUGAUGGGAGCGUUACAUUCUGGGAGAGCCUAACAGCACACAGAUACCUCCAUCAGGCCAUUGACCCAGAAGCUCCGCCUCUGGCCCCACAGCCCAAACCCUCAUCCCCCUACCGCACUGUGGGUUGUAUCUUCAACCACCAGAACUUCCUGGCCAACUGCCAGCCAUCUGAUGCUGUAGAGCUUUGUGUCUUUGACUUCCAGAAUCAAUCUUGUUGGAAGGCGAUGAGUGAAGAUGCUCUGAAUUCUGUCUGUGACCCAGGCUCAGUCACCUCUCUGCCCCUUCAGCCUUCGCUCUGUGCCUCAUCUCUGGAUCCUGCUUCAUCUAGCAACCAGUUGGAGUUUGAGAUGCGCUACCUGGUUUCGGAGCACAGGAAGGACCUGGAGCUGGCAACAGUGUGGGAUGAUCACCUGUCCUACCUGCUCUCCUCUGCUUUAUCAGCCUAUGAGCUGGAGCGCUGCACUGGUGUGUCUUGUGGCAAUGAGGAGUUCCAGGAUGCAGUGAGGAGGGCAGUGCCAGAUGGACACACCUUCAAAGGCUUCCCCAUACACUUCCUGCACCGCAGUGCUCGUAGAGCCUUUACUACUUGUCUUAGGUCUCCGUUCUGUCAGGAAAUAGUUAGUUGCCGUGGCGACCUUGUGCGGCUGGCAGUACGAGUUCGGGUGUUUGUGUAUCCAGAGAAUGUUUGUGCAGUGUGGCUCAUGUUUGCAUGUAAAUAUCGUUCUGUACUCUAAACAACUGAAAGAUGGUUUUCAAAAGACUACCAGUUUGUAUAGUACAUUGGCCCCAGACAAAACUUUCUAACUUCAUGACGACACAACAGAUUUCUGUUUCAUAUAGACAAACUUGUUUAUGCACAUUGCAUUAAAACAUCUGCAUCCAUGAAAAGACUAAAUUACAUAAAGUUGUAUUCAGUGAUAAAGACAUUUAAAGAGAUGUUUGUGACUGUUAUCUCUACUCUGGUGCUUAGGCCUUUAUUUUGCUGACUUUUAUGCACAAAAUUGUAUGUAUUCAUAUAUCUAUUUUUGAAAAUAAAUGCGAUUAAAAAGAAAAUAUAUAUAUGUCUUACUGUGUACUUAACCACCUAGUGUCUAAACUGAGAAGUGCAAUACAGUGGGCCAUAGUCCAUUACAUUACAUUACAUUUCAUUUAGCUGACGCUUUUAUCCAAAGCGACUUACAAUAAGUGCAUUCAACCCAGAGGGGUACAAAUCCAGAACAAAACGGAUGAAGAAAGUACCAUUUCUUCAAAAUCAAGAAAAACUACAAAGUGCUAUAAGUAAGUGCCAUUAAAGUGCUACUAAAUUGUUAGUUUCAAGUUUAUUUUUAUUUAUUUUUCCAUGUUAAUUUUUUUUGUUGAUACAGCCCAAUUAAAAAUGGAUGGCGGGCCGCAGAAAUGUAAAUGCCAUGUACAAAGUAAGGUGGAAGAUGAAGCAAAAGGUUUAUUACAUCACAGUUUUUAUCAAUUAUCAUUGUCAUCACCAUAAUUAAAUGUUCAUGAUUAUAUUAAUGAUGCUCAAAGAGAUAUUGGAAAAAUGUAGAGCCACCAUCACUGGCAAUAUGGAAGAAGGAGUUGAUGACUUGUCUUGGACUGGAGAGAUUGACAUACAUUGUUAAAGGUAAACAGUACUUGUAUUUGGGAAUCAUUUGUGUCAUUUUUGACCAAUGAAACGGAUAACACUGACUGAACAACAGGUUGUGAAAUGAUCCUCCCUUUUUGAAAUUUUUGAAAUUUUUAUUUUUGAAAUUUUUUUACUCCAUAAGUUUGAUGUCUGUUGUCAUUGUCCAUUUUAUUUAUUUAUUUUUUCUUUGUGUGUGUGAAUGAGUGGCUGUUCGAGGGGAAAUAAAUGAAAAUGUUUGUAAAUUCGCCAUAAAGUUUGA
Messenger RNA from Limanda limanda (common dab), 3299 nucleotides. It is a transcript of the gene cep76, whose product is annotated as centrosomal protein 76. Bases 168 to 2153 code for a protein of 661 amino acids. NCBI's taxonomy places the organism in Eukaryota, Metazoa, Chordata, Actinopteri, Pleuronectiformes, Pleuronectidae. The record is from RefSeq and is a predicted model, not a curated record. The transcript is spliced from 13 exons.